Molecule: messenger RNA, 2584 nt
Organism: Sebastes umbrosus (honeycomb rockfish)
Lineage: Eukaryota; Metazoa; Chordata; Actinopteri; Perciformes; Sebastidae
Exons: 7
Coding region: 68-1135 (355 amino acids)
Biological process (GO): response to bacterium
Source: RefSeq, a predicted model, not a curated record
GCGACUACAUCUUUCAUUUGGGCGGUAGACAUCAGUAGUGCAAGACAAGAGUGCUGUAUGUGCCACAAUGAUCGGAAGACUGACUGCUUUGAUUCUACUUUGUACUGUGUACCUGAUUCAAACUGCAGAGCUUCCUCACCAGAUCUCUACAACUGUGGUUGAAGUUGGUGGAAAUAUUACUUUACACUGUCCAUUUUCUGAGGGGGAUGGACAAUCAGUGUACUGGUACAAGCAAUCUCUUGGAUAUUUGGCCCAAACAGUCUUUGCUGUUAUUGGUGGCAGAAUAACACCUAGUGAACAACUCAACAACCCACGGUUCACAGCAACACAAGAGGAUACUCAGUAUGUUCUUACCAUCACAAAUGUCAGCAAAGAGGACGAAGCAACAUACUUCUGUCUCAUUGGAGGGACGUAUUCACAGAGUUUUGUUAAUGGCAUCUUCUUGGCUGUGAACGAUCGUAAUCAGCAGAAGACUUUCUACGUGAAACAAAGUCCGGAGACUGAGUCGGUAAAGCCGGGCGACUCAGUGACUCUCCAGUGUUCACUUCUCUCCAAGAACAAAGAAAACGCAGAUCAGUGUCCAGAUGAACACAGCGUGUACUGGUUCAGAUCUGGAUCAAGAGAAUAUCAUCCAGGCAUCAUUUACGCUCACAGUGAUGAAGAAGAGGAAAAACGUUGUGUCUACAGUCUGUCCAAAACUAUACAGAGCUCCUCUGAUAAUGGGACUUACUACUGCGCUGUGGUCACAUGUGGAGAGAUCCUGUUGGGCGAAGGAACUAAAGUGGAGACAAAAAAUGAUUGCCAUUCGGGAUCAGAACUGGACCCAGUUGUCCUUGCGCUUGGAGUCCUGUUGGCCUGCUGUGCCAUUGUGAUUGUCGUCCUUAUUUUCUAUGGAAAUCGAACGAAAGUUUGCGAACAUUGCAAAGCACCAGUGAGUGCUUCCCAUCAUCUUGGACAAGAUAGGACAACUGUGGAUCUGUCAAAUGAUCUGGAUGGAGGACUGAACUAUGCAGCAUUGGAUUUCUCCACAAGGAAAGUGAAAAGAGGGAAGAGGAAGACGAGAGAGUCGCCACAAGAGUGUUUGUACUCUGCUGUUAGAGCAGAUAACCACAACCAGCAACACACCUCUCUAUAGACCGAGCACAGCCUGUGCAAAGAUCCCCAAGUCUCUACAGAGAGCUUCAGCUUGGGUGUGUGUGCACACGUAUAGCUUUUUAUUCCUAACUGACAUCCAGUAGUGAUGGGAAGCAGUUGUGUAUCAGAAUGAGUAUACUUUCUAAAAAAAAAGGUUUGCAGCCUGAUUUAGUGAGAGAGCACCAGAUGUUCAGUUGCUUUGUGCCUGUACUUCUGUACGGUGACAUAAAGGUCAACAUGUCUGUGGACCUGUGUUUGCUUUUGUUGUUUUGUUGACCUAAAACAGUAUACUUUAUAUCUAUAUUGUCUUCUCAUAUGAAAUAACAGCAUUUUCACUCAUCACAAAUGCUACAAGAAAAAAAAAGGAUAAUUAUAGUUUGCUUCUCAGUAUGUCUGGUUUUCUGUCCAGGUCUAGUUCCACCUCUGCUCCCCUCAGAUUAAAGAGGUAGCAUUUCUUUGUAUGAAAAAAAGACAGAUGAAAUGACCAUCUUGAGAUGGGAUCACACCAGCCAAGAUGCCAAAUCGGGCCAGGUGGGGGGCCUCUUCCCCACCUCCGACCCUCUUCUUUCAGUGUCUUUGCUUGGACCACACCCAUCUUCAAACUCAGCCUUCAUUUUGAUCUCAACCUUCAAGUUUCGUGACUGCAUCUUGCACAGUUGUGACGCUAUCACGGCGACAAACUCUGUCCACAGACAGAAGUAUAAACACCUGGUGACUCACACACACAGACUCACAAGGUGAAAUCAUUAACAGCGUCACUGUCGUUGCUGGUAAUCAACAUGCAAUGAUGAGCUAUCUCCUUUUACCUGAAGUAAACUAAGCUGCUCUGCUAAUCACCAGCCACGGCAGCAUGUGGCUGGUAUUGUUUUCACCUUGUGAGUCUGUGUGUGUCAUCAUGGCGAUAUGUGAUCUUGGAGAUGCCUACUGUAGCGGGAACUACCACAGAAAAGGUUUUAAGUACUUUGCCAGGUGUUUAUAAGUCUUGUCUGAUAGAUUUGGACGGUAUCAUAAGAUUGAUUUCUGAUUUCUUGCUAUUAUUAUAUUGUUUGAGUCCUGAGUUGAUUUUCUAUUUGUGUAGUUGCAUAUUUGUUGUUUUCCAGGUGCAAAUGUGAGUACAAUGCUUAUAUGUGAUGUGCUGAUGGCAAUGAAGAACGUUAAUUUGUACUGAAUUAAGAAAUUUGGAUUUUAUGUGUUAACAGAUCAGUUUUGUAAAGUAAGAUGCAUCCUGCAGUGAUUGAAACUGAAGGUCUUUUCAAAGUUAACACACACUGUAUGUACUGUAAGAAAACAGGUGUUCAUUUCUAUUUAAAAUUUCAUUGUAGAUGUGGUAUCUUUUGUCAUAAUAUAAGUUUGUUUACUAAGAAAGGAAACAAUACGUGCACACAAAUAUAAAUUCCUUUUAGUACAAUUGUACUGACCUCUUCUCACCGCUCUUUCAAAAUGAAUCUUC